Messenger RNA from Armigeres subalbatus, 2201 nucleotides. Its product is annotated as peroxisomal N(1)-acetyl-spermine/spermidine oxidase-like. The coding region runs from base 322 to 2049 and encodes 575 amino acids. The transcript is spliced from 3 exons. Gene Ontology annotation, molecular function: polyamine oxidase activity. NCBI's taxonomy places the organism in Eukaryota, Metazoa, Arthropoda, Insecta, Diptera, Culicidae. The record is from RefSeq and is a predicted model, not a curated record.
UUCAGGACAAAACUUGGAACCGAACAGUAAACAGCAAGUGAAACACGGCAUCAUUGCAAAAUCGUCAAAACGUCAAUUUUUAUUAUUUUCAAUCCGUGCUCAAGCAACUCAACACCGAGGAGUUUUUCCCGUUUUCCUUGGCAUUGGCAGUGCAAAGAAAAGUGGUGAAAAUUGAAAAAUUGCAGGUUUAGUUUACGUUCGUUUGACCCGGCUGGAAGACCUUUUGGAAAUCGGUUGUGUCUGAUCGCGGUUGGUUACAUCGCCUAAUGUUUGUGGUCCGACAGUGCAGGCGGAACUAAAGAAGCCAGCACCCAACUCGGCAUGAGUAGUGAUGAAAAUGGAAAAUCUACGGCGACGAGUGCAUCAUCGUCAUCUUCGUCGGAUCCUGCUGCAGCAGCGGCAGCAACAGGGAAGAAGAGAAAAUACAAAGUUAUCAUAAUCGGUGCUGGUAUGGCUGGAUUAUCCUCGGCGAAUCAUUUGAUUAAAAAUGGAUGUUCAGAUUUUGCUAUUUUGGAAGCGCGAGGCCGGGUUGGCGGAAGGAUCAUCGGCAUUGAUAUGGGGUCACAGAAGGUGGAGCUGGGUGCAAAUUGGAUUCAUGGCGUUCUUGGCAAUCCUAUGUUUGAACUUGCAAUGCAGCACGGUCUUAUCAGUAUCAUCAAUAUUCCGAAACCGCACAAAGUGGUCGCAGCUUCUGAGGACGGCAAACAAGUGCCUUUUCAGGUCCUACAAGAAAUCUACGAAGCCUACGUUUGCUUUCUGCGACGAUGUGAGGAAUAUUUCCUUUGUCAGUAUCUUCCUCCCCCGGAUAUUCACAGUGUUGGGGAGCAUAUUAAUUUGGAAGCAGAAUUGUAUUUAAAUAAUGUUGACGACUACAAAGAUAAACAUCUUAAGAAAUUGAUAUUUGAAUGCUUGCUAAAGCGAGAAACGUGCAUCACCGGCUGUCACAGUAUGGAUGAAAUUGACUUACUGGAAUUGGGAAGUUAUACCGAGCUACAAGGAGGAAACAUUGUGUUGCCUUCUGGGUACAGCUCUAUUCUGAAGCCGCUAUGUGAUACACUCCCCAAAGAAAACAUAAUCCUUUCGUGUCCAGUACGAACAAUCCACUGGAAACGAAAAGGCCGGGUUUCUUCAGGCAAUAACAGUUCAGACACCAUCCUAGAAGAGGAUGAAGAUGACAUCGACUCGGAUGAUUCCGACAAAACAGUGACGGAAGUGCCGAUCGGCGACAAUCCCACCACUAGUGAUAACGUUGAUGAUAGCUUCAAGCAUUGCACGUCGAACGUUCAAAUAGAAUGCGAAAACGGUACUAUUUUCGAAGCAGAUCAUGUGAUCUGCUCUAUCCCGCUUGGUGUGCUUAAAAAGCAUGGGCAAACAAUGUUUGUACCGAGCUUACCGCAAUACAAACUCGAAUCGAUUGAUUCUCUAUUGUACGGAACUGUAGAUAAAAUCUUCCUAGAAUAUGAUCGGCCUUUUCUCAACGCUAAGGUUAGCGAAAUAAUGUUCCUGUGGGAGCACAUCGACCCAGAACCUAACGUUGACGAGGAAGAGUACCUGAAAUCGAACUGGUACAAAAAAAUUUACUCAUUCUCCAAAGUAUCGGACACCCUGCUGCUGGGAUGGAUCUCUGGCCGGGAAGCGGAAUACAUGGAACGCAUUUCGCACGAAGUGGUUGCGGAAAAGUGCACGGAAAUCCUCCGAAAGUUCCUCAAGGACCCGUUCAUUCCUAAGCCAAAGCGGUGCGUGUGCACCAGUUGGAGCAAGCAGCCUUACAGUUGCGGAUCUUACACCGCCAUUGCAGUUGGUUCCUCUCAGGACGAUAUAGACAAUAUCGCACAGCCACUCUACUCUAGUCCGCAUCAGUCAAAGCCGUCGGUGCUAUUUGCCGGAGAGCAUACUCACUCCAACUUCUACUCAACGGUGCACGGUGCUUACCUUAGUGGCCGAACAGCCGCGCAGAUCCUCCUAACGCCUGACUCACCGCAGGAAAUAGUGAUGGAAUCGGAUACCAGCGAUCUUAGCUCCUGGAUCCAAGGCAUCGCUUUAGAGUAAUAAAAUGGAUGACGACGAAAGCUCCCAGUGAUUUCUCUGUAAUUUAUUGUAGUUUUAGCAUUUGCAGUUUGCCUUUAUAUUUCCAUUAUUGGCGCGGUCAUUUAUGUUGUAUUCAUUGUUUCGUACUAUACAAGUUCUGUGCACGAUACCAA